AUGCCUUUUGGGGGGUUUUCAGGGCUGAAGGAGCGGGUUCUGAAACCAGGGAAGGAGGAGGUGAAGAAUACAGUAGGAGACGGUCUGGGGAACCUGCAGAGAAAAAUUGAUGGGACCAAUGUGGACGAGGAUGACCAGAUGGAGCUCACGGACGACGGGCAACCGGUGGCUCCUCGCCACAAUGCCCCUCUGUUUGACUGCGGUUGCUGCGGCCUGCCCAAGCGCUACAUCAUCGCCAUUCUCAGCGGACUGGGCUUCUGCAUCUCCUUUGGCAUCCGUUGCAACCUGGGGGUGGCCAUUGUGGAGAUGGUCAACAACAACACAGUCUACAUCAAUGGGACACCUGUACUCCAGCCAGCUCAAUUCAACUGGGACCCAGAGACUGUGGGACUGAUCCAUGGCUCCUUCUUCUGGGGUUACAUCGUCACACAGAUCCCUGGAGGCUUCAUCUCCAACAAGCUGGCCGCCAACAGAGUGUUUGGGGCGGCCAUUUUUCUCACGUCCAUACUGAAUAUGUUCAUCCCUUCAGCAGCCAGAAGGCACUACGGCUGUGUCAUGUUAGUCCGCAUCCUGCAAGGCUUGGUGGAGGGUGUUACCUACCCUGCAUGCCAUGGGAUGUGGGCCAAAUGGGCCCCUCCCCUGGAGAGAAGUCGACUGGCCACCACCUCAUUCUGUGGUUCCUAUGCAGGUGCUGUGAUUGCCAUGCCUUUAGCAGGAGUCCUGGUUCAGUUUGUUGGAUGGCCCUCGGUCUUCUAUAUCUAUGGUGUAUUUGGGAUUAUAUGGUACAUCUUCUGGCUCCUGCUUGCCUAUGGGAGCCCAGCCGCCCACCCCACUAUAAGUGAUGAGGAGAGAAUCUACAUAGAGACCACCAUUGGCGUGGGUGUCAAAAUAUUGAGCGCCACUGAGAAAUUCAAGACUCCAUGGCGCCGUUUCUUCACCUCCAUGCCUGUCUAUGCCAUCAUCGUGGCUAACUUCUGCCGUAGCUGGACCUUCUAUCUGCUCCUCAUCAGCCAGCCAGCCUACUUUGAGGAGGUGUUUGGCUUCUCCAUCGGCAAGGUGGGGCUCCUGUCUGCUGUGCCUCACAUGGUGAUGACCAUCGUAGUGCCCAUCGGUGGCCAGCUAGCCGACUAUCUACGCAGUCGUAAAAUCAUGUCAACUACAAACGUCCGGAAAAUCAUGAACUGCGGAGGUUUUGGAAUGGAGGCGACUCUGCUGCUGGUGGUGGGGUUCAGUCACACACGUGGGGUUGCCAUAUCCUUCCUGGUGCUAGCUGUGGGCUUCAGUGGCUUUGCCAUCUCAGGGUUCAAUGUAAACCACCUGGACAUUGCUCCUCGCUAUGCCAGUAUCCUAAUGGGCAUCUCCAAUGGUGUUGGCACACUGUCUGGAAUGGUGUGCCCCCUUAUUGUUGGAGCACUGACUAAACACAAGACCCGUCUGGAGUGGCAGAACGUGUUUGUGAUAGCCGCCAUGGUGCACUACACAGGGGUCAUCUUCUAUGCUAUCUUCGCCUCAGGCGACAAGCAGGAAUGGGCAGAACAAGAGAGCACCAGUGAAGAUAAGGUCGGUAUUAUCGAUGAGGAUGAGCUGGCCGAAGAGACAGAGCUCAACAGCGAGAUUGCCAUGGUACCCAAGAAAAGCUAUGGAACCACAGAGAACUCAUCGGGUCGCAAACAGGGCUGGAAGAAGAACAGAGGAGUCACCAUGCAGGAGGAUAAGGAUGAUGGGAACUCGCACCACGGGAAUGGGAACUACCAGGAGCAGUUUCAGUGAUGCACCCUAAUAAUCAGGGGCAUUUACUGUAUAGAUUCUCCAAAUAUUUCCUGGAGUGUGCACUUGCACACUUUCUCGCAUAGAAAACCUGAGGAAACCAGAGGAGGCUUAAUGGAAGGAGCUAUAGGAGGAUGGGUUCAUUGUAAUGGCUGGAAUGCAAUGAAUGGUACGAAGUCAAACAUGUGGUUUCCAUAUAUUUCAUGUGUUUGAUACCUUUCCAUUUAUUCCAUUCCAACUCCUACAAUGAACCCGACCUCCUAUAGCUCCACCCACAUGUCUCCUCUGGUGGAAACUUCCUCCAGUUAUUGCUUACACCAAUCCUAUGCUUUUAUAUCCAUGCCAUGGGGUGUGCAAAUGCCCACUUCUGGAAAAGGUUAUAGAACCAAGACACAAAAGUAUCUCUAUUGAUCCCCUAUUCACUGUGCACUACUACUACAGGGAAUAGGGUGGCACAGUCACUUGAGCAGCACUGCAGGACUUCCCCUUCACGUCAACGUCCAGUGAAGGAAGAAGAGUCAAAUUCACGCAGCCCGGCAGAACUAUCAGUGGUCAUUCUUCUGAGAAGUUACAAAAGAAUUUACAGCAUCUAUCAUUUACCACAAACUGACCUUUUGUUGUUGUUUGGUCAUUUGUGACGACCACCUCUAUUCGGUCUUAUGUUGCAAAAUUUGAAAUGGUGUUUUUUACAUAGGUUAAAAGUGGAGCUACAAAAUGGCACAUCAUACUCUGCCGUUGAGGAACAAUGGGAAAGUCAUUCUGCUUUGAAAGUCGAACAACUUCUAACCCCACUUUUGAGAAAAUGGCCCUUUGUCUAAACCUAUUCAGCAUUGUUUACACCCUCUUAAGCCCCACCCAUCUCUUUAAGGAUUCACAUGUGAGGACAUGUGCUAAACAGAGUGAGUAAGGUAGUGUAGUAAACAACCAAAGAUUUCAAGACUAA
Oncorhynchus gorbuscha (pink salmon) is the source of this 2710-nucleotide messenger RNA. RefSeq names its product solute carrier family 17 member 8 (gene slc17a8). The transcript has 12 exons. Gene Ontology annotation, cellular component: synaptic vesicle membrane; excitatory synapse. The record is from RefSeq and is a predicted model, not a curated record. The coding region runs from base 1 to 1770 and encodes 589 amino acids. Gene Ontology annotation, molecular function: L-glutamate transmembrane transporter activity; neurotransmitter transmembrane transporter activity. NCBI's taxonomy places the organism in Eukaryota, Metazoa, Chordata, Actinopteri, Salmoniformes, Salmonidae. Gene Ontology annotation, biological process: neurotransmitter loading into synaptic vesicle; monoatomic anion transport; synaptic transmission, glutamatergic.